ACUGCUUUCUGUCGUCUUCUAACUUUCGAAGUUCUAAACAAGGACUUUAUGCUCUCUCCAGCUCCUUCACUCUUUCUGUGACAACCGACAAUGGCGGACGAAAUUCGUUUCUUUGAGUUGAACACCGGAGCCAAGAUUCCUUCUUUGGGCUUGGGGACCUGGCAGGCCAGCCCUGGCUUGGUUGGUGACGCCGUCGCCGCCGCCAUCAAAGCAGGAUAUCGGCAUAUUGAUUGUGCUCCAGUCUAUGGCAAUGAGAAAGAGAUCGGUUUAGUUUUGAAGAAGCUAUUUGAAGAUGGUGUGGUGAAGCGCGAGGAGUUGUGGAUUACCUCGAAACUAGCGUGCACUGAUCAUGCCCCAGAGGAUGUAACAGUGGCAUUGGAAAAGACUUUGAGAGACUUGCAGCUGGACUAUGUCGACUUGCACCUUAUGCAUUGGCCAGUACGGUUGAAGAAGGGUUCAGUAGAUUUUAGUCCCGAAAACCUUAUGCAACCAGAUAUCCCUGCCACAUGGAGGGCAAUGGAAUCUCUCUUUGAUCUGGGUAAGGCUCGAGCUAUUGGUGUGAGCAAUUUCUCUACAAAGAAGCUGUCAGAUUUGCUGGAUGUGGCACGUGUUCCUCCUGCUGUUAACCAAGUGGAGUGCCAUCCUUCAUGGCAGCAGGCCAAGCUACAUUCAUUCUGUAAAUCCAAUGGAGUUCAUGUUUCUGGAUAUUCACCCCUUGGUUCUCCAGGCACAACAUGGAUCAAAAGUGACGUCCUUGAGAAUCCUAUUCUGAACAUGGUUGCAGAGAAACUAGGCAAAACUGCUGCACAAGUUUCUCUUCGAUGGGGACUGCAAAAGGGUCACAGUGUUCUUCCAAAGAGUACAAAUGAAGCAAGGAUCAAGCAGAACUUUGAUGUCUUUGGGUGGUCUAUCCCAGAGGACUUGUUCACCAAGCUUUCUCAAAUUGGGCAGGCUAGACUGGUAAGAGGGACUUCAUUUGUUCAUGACACUUUUGGUCCUUAUAGGAGUAUUGAGGAAUUGUGGGAUGGUGAAAUCUAGGAAGUCGGCCUGUGCACAUUUUCUUCAACUGAAUUGGAUUUUUAUGUUUAUGGGUAUGGAACUAGUAGAACUAGGGAUGAUGGUCAUCGUAAAGUCCCCGAAACCGAUUUGAUCACAACGGUUAGAUGAUGAGUGUUUUAAGCAUUAGUUGAUAUUUUCAAAUUUCAACAUGCAUAUCAUCUAACCGUUCAUUUAAAAGUCCUCACUUGGUCCUUAUUAUAAGUCCUCGUUAGAAGUACCCAUUCAUCACAAACUUGUAAACAUCUCUUGCAGUUUAUUUGAAAAUUGCUGAAAAUAUUAUUCUUUGUUCUAGGAUAUUCCAUAUCUUACUAGAUAUUCUUUAUGUGUGUCUUUGCCUUAUGCCAAUAUGAUAUGUAGUUAGACUAGAUCUAUGUAUUCAUAUCCUUACCAUACUAGUAAUGUGUAAUUCUCUAUAUAAAGGGCUCCUAUCAAUGAAUGAGAUACACAUCUUUCACG
This is a messenger RNA of Fragaria vesca subsp. vesca, 1515 nucleotides long. RefSeq names its product aldo-keto reductase family 4 member C9-like. Gene Ontology annotation, cellular component: cytosol. The transcript has 7 exons. Gene Ontology annotation, molecular function: aldose reductase (NADPH) activity. The record is from RefSeq and is a predicted model, not a curated record. Lineage: Eukaryota; Viridiplantae; Streptophyta; Magnoliopsida; Rosales; Rosaceae. The coding region runs from base 91 to 1038 and encodes 315 amino acids.